AUGUCCAAGGACCCUUAUUGCCACAUGAUGGAUGUACAGACUGCUAAGUCCUUGGCGGCGCGAAGGCGCCUUUGGGCCCUGGGUGCCGCCGGGCUGCCGCCAGCGGCGGGCCAUCGUGGGGGGCCCCUCGGCCUCGCUUUCGGGGGAGGGGCCGCCGCCGCCACACGCAGACAGGCAGCUCCGGCCGUCGCUCGGCCGCCGGACUCACCGCUCCCGCCGGCAGGCGGCCCGCCCCGGCAGGCAGCCCGCCCCUGGCGAGCCCCGCCCCCGCCUGCGGGGCGCGAAGAUCCGGCGGGAGCCCGCGGUCCCGGGCGAGCGGCCGCCCCCCACGCCAGCCCCACCGGGGCCUCCCGCCGGCCCUGCCCAUUGGCUGCCGCGGGCCACCGCGCUGAGGGCCCGAAGGCCUCCGGGCUCGGGGCCCCGCCCCUGUGCGUCACGGGCUGGCGGGACGCCGAUUGGCCGGGCCGCCGCCUCGCUGCCUCCUCGCCCGGCGGUGGAUGUCGCAGCCGCUUUUCACCGUUGUCGUUUGAAAUUCGGCCCAAAAUGGCGGCGGCGGCGGCCGGGAGCGGGGCUGAGGCGGCGGCGGCGGCCAGGCUGGAGGGGGCGGAGGAAGAGGAGGAGACGGCGGCCGCGGCGGGGGAUGGGGAGGGAGACAGUAGCGAGGCUGGUAAGGCGGCGGGCGCGCUGGCGGCAGCCGGCGGCGAGAGCGAGGAGGAGGAGGAGGACGAGGAGGAGGAGGACGAGGACGUGUUCGAGGUGGAGAAGAUCCUUGACGUGAAGACCGAGGGGGGUAAAAUUCUCUACAAAGUACGGUGGAAAGGAUAUACCUCUGAUGAUGAUACAUGGGAACCAGAGGUUCAUUUGGAAGACUGCAAAGAAGUGCUGCUCGAAUUUAGAAAAAAAAUAGUGGACAAUAAGCCUAAACCUAUUAAAAAAGACGUACAGAAACUAUCUCUAAAUGAUGAUGUAUUUGAAGCAGAGUCUGACAGUGACUGGCAAAGCGAAACAAAAGGUGAUGUUUCACCAAAGAAGAAAAAGAAGUCAAAAGAUGGAGAGGAUAGAAGUCCAGAUGAUCUGAAGAAGAAGAAGUCUAAGUCUGCAAAACUCAAAGACAAACCCAGAACAGAGUGUGAGAAUUCCUCAGAUACUUUGGGUUUAGAUUCAAAACCAAAAAAAAGGACUUUAGAAGCCAAGGAGGAUUCAAAGGAGCCAAAGAAGCAAAGGAAGGAAGAUACUAAAGAAAUCAAGAAGAAGAAGGGAGAAGUUAAAGAUUUAAAAAUUAAAUCUGAAGAAGAUUAUAAAGAAAACAAAAAAUCACGGAAGGAGAAGCAUGGAGAUGUUCAGUUUGACUCCGAAUCCAGUACUCUAGAUGAUGUAUUUUUUCAAGGAACUGAUAAUGAAAGUUCAGACUUAAAUUUCGAAAAUAAAGAUGAGAAGCAGAAGGUAGUAAGUGGAGAAGAGAGACUGGAACAAGAAAUUGCUGAAAAAAAUUCCAUUGCUGACAGACAUCUUGAUGGAUCAGCGAGUAAUGAAGAUGAUAGUAUUGAUGCUAAGGUUAAAAGAAAAAAGAAAAAAAUUGAGAAAGUUGAAGAUUAUAAAGAGGAAGGUAGAAAAGUGGAAACUCAAGAUAACUACUUAGAGAAGAAAAGCCUGCACAAAAAGCAGAAAGGUCAAGAAAAAGUAAAAAUGGUACCGGGAGAGUUGGAGAAAGUGUCACCUGCUCCUUCACCAGUACUGAAGCGUUUGAAAUUGACCGCUGAUGAAAGAGGGCACAAGUCUGCCGAUUCAGCUGGGGAGAAUCAAGAGAAAGAAGUAAAGAAAACUGAAACAAAAGAAAAAUCUCAAAAAAAAGAGUCUGAAAAAGAAGAAAAGAGCAGAAAAGAACAGAAGGGCCUAAAAAAUGGCAAGCAACAAGUCUUGAGUUUGGGUAUGGACAUGCAGUUAGAAUGGCUGACGCUAGAGGACUUUCAGAAGCAUCUUGAUGGAGAAGAUGAGAAUCAUGUGUUAACAGAACCGAUAUCAAGUACUCUCCUGAGGGAUGCUGUUAAAAGUGGAGAUUAUAUGACAGUAAAGAUGGCACUUUCUUCAAAGGAGGAAUAUAAUCUGGAUCAAGAGGACUCCAGUGGCAUGACCCUAGUAAUGCUUGCUGCUGCCGGUGGGCAUGAUGACCUUCUCCGUGUCCUAAUCAGGAAAGGAGCUAAAGUUAAUGGUAGACAGAAAAAUGGAACAACUGCAUUGAUACAUGCAGCUGAAAAGAACUUCCUAACAACAGUAGCUAUUCUCCUGGAAGCUGGGGCAUAUGUGAACAUGCAGCAGAGCAGUGGUGAAACUGCUUUAAUGAAGGCUUGUAAAAGAGGGAAUUCUGAUAUAGUGCGGCUUAUGAUUGAAAGCGGAGCAGACUGUAACAUUUUGUCAAAGCAUCAGAACAGCGCGCUGCAUUUUGCUAAACAGUGUAAUAAUGUACUGGUGUAUGAGCAGCUCAAGAGUCAUUUGGAAACGCUCUCAAGGGUAGCAGAAGAUACCAUCAGGGAUUACUUCGAAGCGCGUCUUGCUUUGCUGGAGCCAGUCUUCCCAAUUGCAUGUCAUCGUCUCUGUGAAGGGCCAGACUUUUCUACGGAUUUUAACUAUAAACCUCCACAAAAUGUGCCAGAAGGAUCUGGAAUUCUUCUCUUUGUUUUCCAUUCAAACUUUUUUGGUAAAGAAGUCGUUGCUCGGCUGUGUGGACCAUGCAGUGUACAAGCUGUGGUUUUAAAUGACAAAUUCCAGCUCCCUGUAUUUUUGGAUAGUCACUUUAUUUAUUCCUUCAGCCCUACUGCAGGCCUUAACAAGCUUUUUAUACGGUUGGCAGAAGCUCCUACUGCCAAGGUAAAACUGCUAAUAGGAGCAUACAGAGUGCAGUUGCAGUGACCUCACAGCUGCGAGCAUAUCGAGCGGCCUGACACUUCUUUGGAUAUACUUCCGAUUCCUCUUCAGAGACUGACAAAGCAGUUUGGAACUUUUUGGCACCACACUCUUAAGACUUAAGUUCCCAUCUCGCUGUCACUCGUUGGCAGUCACAUGGGAAGGUAUGUGUUGGAGAGCAGUUGAACACACUGCACUGGUGGGACAGGGUUGUCAGCUUUUUUUUACUUUGUACAGAUGUAGAUGUAAGUAUUUGUGCCAAUACAUAUAAUUCUGUUUUUCUUUAACAUGUGAGUCCAGACUGCAUAUUUCAGCUUUUCCACAAUGUGGAAUGGUGCAUAUAAGAACUAUUUAAGGUAACUACGUGAAAUGUCUUUUUUAAUAGAAUGAUCUUUUCCAUUUGUAAACUAAAAUUUUCUACUUAGACUCUAACUGUAACAUUUCUAUGUAAAAUGCAGAAGUGUCAUAUUCUUGGAGCUGUGGGCAGAAAUUACACUUUGAAGUCACGGCAUUAGGUUUAACCUUGACUUACUGAGGGCUGUGUUCUGGUUUGAAACUGUUCCUGCUACCAUCCAUCUCCCGAUGAGAAAGCAGUUGCACUUGGAGUGAUUCCCUUUGGGCAAACACAGUAAGGUCUGCAGGCGUGAACAAAGAGAUCCGAUAGGCUCAAUUCGCAGAGGUCUACAGUCAGAUUCCUAGUUAUAUCGGUGUUUUAAAACUACUUUUGUAUUAGAGAAGAAACUGAUAUUUUAAACACAUCUUAAUUUUUGAGUUCUUAAUCAAGUGAUAUAUGGGAAAACAAAUACAAGCUGAAAAUAGCAAACCAGAAAACUUGUAACUGCCUGAAAUGUGCAGGCAAUGCUUUUUGUAGACAAGAAGAUGCACAGAAGAUUUCAGGUUCUCAACCUGAUGGAUGAGAACACGUAUUGUUCUUUAGUGGAGAAAUUCAGUUCCUCAGUGGAAAGAGCUGCUAUCUUUUUUUAUUAUUAUUAUUAUUAUUUAAAUGACCUGUUCUAUCAGAUGACAACAGUUCUCUAACGGUCCUGUGCUAUGAUAUACAAAUGUAAUACUUCCACACAAAGUAUAGAAUAUUUUUCUUUGUAUAUUAACCCACAUCUUGAAAAGAAGAAAAAAAAAAAAGGGAAAAAAAAAAACCCCAACCAAACCAACCAGAUUGUGCCUUUGCUGUUCUGGUUGCCAUGUGUAGUUUACAUGCCGCUAUGUGCCUAUAUUAUUAGCAAAACUAUUGUGGAUAAAUUGUUAAUGUAUUUGAGUGCACACCAUUAAAAGGGUGCAGCUGUAUUAAGUAUCCUUUUAAGAACUGUGACUUUUUUAAAUAUAAAGUUCAAUUAACCAGUGUUUAAUUUUUGGUUCUUGAAAGUUUAAAACUUUCAUAUUUAAGAGAUGCCAAAUGAGUAAGCACACCAUUUCAAUUUUGUGGAAUGUCACAUUAAGCUAUAUAAAACUAGAACAGCAACAUGACAUACUCAUUUCUGUUUUGAUUUAGAACAGUUGCCUAUUUUUUUGCAAACAGUAUUGAUGGGAUGUUAACAAGUCUGGGUUUUGCACAGACUUGGCACCUCCACCUCUCUGAAAUAUGUUAGAUACCUCAUUUUGCUGAGUGUGAACACCUGAAAUGCAUGAAAAGGACGGGCUGAGACUCAGGUAUGUCAAUACCAGUACUUGGGACUCAUGUAGCUGUAUUAUUGUGUUUGUUUUUUUUUUUAGUCACUGUGCAUAACCUUGAAAGAUGAGUAAGGACAGGAUAUUGGUGUUUCCUUAUGUUGGAGUGACAGUUUUCACUUACGUGGCUACAGCUUCCUCAGUUUACUCCUGCACUGUACACAUACCGUGUAUAGUGCAUGUGUGGUACGCCCUGUACAGCAUGUCAGUGGUAAAUGUCCAAGCUCUUCAAGGUGGGGACAAAAGGUUUUUGAACUAACGUCCAUAUCAUCUAGAUGCUAUUUAAAAACUGUUGCACAGUCUAAUUGAGAAAUGUCUAGUAAUGCUCCAAGAGUUGACAUAGCAAGUAGUUUGUCAAAGGCUGUUGAUUUUGGGGGUUUGUUUUGUUGGGGGUAGUGUGGGUUUUUUUCUUGAGGCAUUUGGGAGAGAGUGAGGAGUCCUCCAGGACAUGGGGAUAAAAUUUGUGUUCAUGAUGCUUUUAUUAAGGGAUGGAUUUUGCAGCCAUCUUUGUCUUCUAGCUGGUGAUACAAAUUCAGAACCCAUACUGAAGAUGAAUAAAAAGCAUGUGAAAAUGUUUGAA
Molecule: messenger RNA, 5164 nt
Organism: Falco peregrinus (peregrine falcon)
Lineage: Eukaryota; Metazoa; Chordata; Aves; Falconiformes; Falconidae
Gene: MPHOSPH8
Product: M-phase phosphoprotein 8
Exons: 14
Coding region: 1-2907 (968 amino acids)
Cellular component (GO): cytoplasm; nucleus
Molecular function (GO): protein binding
Source: RefSeq, a predicted model, not a curated record